UCUCUCUCUCUCUCUCUCUCUUUCUCCUUAAUCAUCUUAUGACUUCUCAGUAGCAGAGUUCACUGUGGCAUUUUGUCGAACAGGUGGAGGGCAAGACCUCUGGUUGCACAGGAAACAGGUAGGUUGCUGUAGUAGUACCAGAGAUGUCCAACACUCUUUUAUGAAGAAUCAGAUCAGAGAGAGAGAGAGAGAUGAGUGUGUUCGUUUUUAGAGUUGGGGUUGUUAAAACCUAGUUUCCAAGGUAAGAAGACCUGUGUGUUAAUGGCGGUCUCAAAGGAAGAAUCUUCGUCUGCCAAGUCUCGAUCGGCCUCAAAUGGCGUCCACUAUCUCGCCAAAUGCGUCCUCAGAGGGAGCGUUGUUCUUCAGGUUCUCCAAAUCCACGUUCGCUCUCCUUCCUCCAACGAUGUUAAGGGCAGUCUCAGAGGCAGUUUUCAGGUCUCAUCUUCCAUUCUCAUAUGGAAUCAAACGGCUGUAAAGGGAGAAGAUUAUAAGUGGAAUGAUAUUAGCCAGUCUGACAUAAUAAGUGCAAUGAGGGAGGUAUUGAACCAUGUGCCUUUGAAGGAAGACUGUAAAAUGCAGCUUACCUUGGAGUUGUCUCGUCUGAAAUGUUAUCAUAUUCUUGAUAGUUUGACUUUAGAGGCUGUGAAGGACGUCAAGAUUCAAGAGUUACAUAGAUUUGUUGAUGACGUAUCAUCUGAUGAGUCAAAAGCUGAGGAUGCAACAGCCAUGCUCUAUGAUUUUUCUAAUGGCAUAGUCGACGGGCUCCAUGUCUUGUCUGGAUUGAAAGGAGACGAGUUGAUCUAUUUUCAGGAAGCUAUCAUAUUUCCUAUAUCACGUGGUAGCUUCGGACCUUGUACAGACGAGCUUCGUGGAGUGAUUAACAUUGCUGAAAAUGAGAGAAGAAUGCAAUGUCAAUGUUUCAUCAGCAUACAACACAUUUUGUUUGGCCUCUCUUUUUCAAGAGUUGGUGACAAUGUGAGGAUGCUCAACGACAGGUCAAGAUGUUCAGGUGGAUUACAUUCAAAACUGUCUAUGUUUAGCAUUUACAAGUUAUCACGCACAGCAGCCGACAGAGUAGGUGAUAAGGAGGUUGGACUUGAGCACUUGGUUCUGGCAAUUUUCUUUAGAAAGCAGAAGGACGAUCCUAUUAAGAGGGUGGAACUGGAGUACGGCAGUUCUCUGUUCUUUGACGAUAAUGCAUUUGAUCCUGAGCUUGUGGACUGUGAGAAGCAACGCCUUCAUUUGUUCUUUGGUGAAAGUAUCUUACAUAAUGGGUACAUCACAAUAGUGUAUACCUCUCCCGCACAAACAUAUGAAGAUGGGUUUCACACGCUUGUGAGAUAGAAGAAUACACCACAGUGCUCCAUUGAGUGGUCAACCAAUGAUCAGUGAAAGCCUAGGCAAACGCAAGGCCUUUGAAGAUAGGGUAAAAGUCAAGGACCAACAAAAGAGAAAAAAAUCUCUUUCCAGACUGAGCAAUGAUCAGAAAACUUCAAAAGUGCCAAAAUUUGGCAAGGCCGGUAUUUGUAUCCAGAAAAUAGAG
This is a messenger RNA of Camellia sinensis, 1543 nucleotides long. RefSeq lists its product as uncharacterized. NCBI's taxonomy places the organism in Eukaryota, Viridiplantae, Streptophyta, Magnoliopsida, Ericales, Theaceae. The record is from RefSeq and is a predicted model, not a curated record.